Molecule: messenger RNA, 930 nt
Organism: Lingula anatina
Lineage: Eukaryota; Metazoa; Brachiopoda; Lingulata; Lingulida; Lingulidae
Product: NADH dehydrogenase [ubiquinone] 1 beta subcomplex subunit 10
Cellular component (GO): respiratory chain complex I
Source: RefSeq, a predicted model, not a curated record
CAAUUGCGACAUUUACCAUCAAAAAGUCGAAGGUCAGAUGCAGUGCUUGCAAGAUGUCGGACGACGAGAAAGGCAAAGGACCAAAACGCAGUGGGCUACUUACUAGAGUAGAUGGCUUUUUUGACAUUAUGACACGGCCGGCAUAUUGGGCAAAGGCCAAGAUGGAUUCCAUGCAGGAAAACCAUAAAAAUGUUUACUACCAUAGAAAGUAUAAUCGGGUGCCAACAAUUGACCAGUGUCGUGUAGGAGAUGAAAUCUGCAUGUAUGAAGCCAACCAGCAGUUUAAAAGAGAUUUCCUUGUUGACAAGGAGAAGAUGACCCUUCUCAGAAGACGUGUUAAACAAUGUGCUAUUAACAAUGAAUUCAAGGAGGAAGUGAUGUUAUUCGAGUCAUGCAAGGAAAUAGAAGACUUGUAUAAAAAUGCACUGUUGGCAUAUUCUAUCAAGUAUGGAGAAUUGGGCGCAUAUCCCACGGCCAAGUCCUGUUAUAUGAAGCAAAAACAUCGUAUGAUAUGGGAAAGACGUCAUGGCAAGACAAUUACUGCUCCUGAACGUUAGGCCUACUAACAUUUGUUAUUUCUAAGUGUUGAUAAAACCUACCUUCAGCAGCACUGACGUGUUACCAAAAUGCACAUCCAGUUAUGGAUUUAUUAAGGGAUAAUAAAAGAACUGAAUUAUGGCAUCCUGGUCCAAUUUCAGAAGUAGCAGGUAUUGGAAAAUGCUAACUUUGGCACAACGUAAAAAAAUUUCGUGUCCUGAUAAGUUUGUUGAUUGACAUUGCUGGGGAGUUUCUGAAAGUAUAUUAGGUACAAUAGAUGUUUUGCACUAAAGUGGGUUGAGCAGUUUCCAGUUGCAUUUAUAUCUGUAAGGGUGUGACUUAGAUUACUUGUUACGUCUUUUUCGUUACAAUAAACAUGAAAUACUUUUCUAA